Messenger RNA from Metarhizium acridum CQMa 102, 4587 nucleotides. NCBI's taxonomy places the organism in Eukaryota, Fungi, Ascomycota, Sordariomycetes, Hypocreales, Clavicipitaceae. The record is from RefSeq and is a predicted model, not a curated record.
AUGGAUGGACAAUCCGCCGCUGAACUAAUAAAUUCGCCUUCGCUACACCACGAUGCUCCGAGGAUGCAGUAUCGCAACCGACCGGUGUCUGUCGCCGUUGACCCCAUUUCACUGGUCAUAUCCGAAUGUAUAUCAAUAACUUCUGCAGUUCAAAAGCAUGCUAGAUCGCCGCACUCCUCAGUAUCAGCGAUUCUAGGUGGCAACCCGAAUUUAAUACAGUUUGGUACAGCCGGCCCUGUAUUGAAAACUCGACAGAAAGCGUUGACUGCAAGCAUUGGAGGUGCCGACAACGCCGACGACGCAACAUCUGCAAACAACCGAUGGGGUCUGCGUGGGCAGAAGGGAAAGAGCAUGCAAGAUAACCCCAUGAUUGCAGCCUUUGGCAAGCUUCGACACGAGAUUGCGGCAGUCAAAGAUGUUCGCACGUUUGAUGCACCGUCGUUGCUAGCGCCUUUUCUCCUUGUUAUCCAAGCCAAAGGGACUGCAGCUCCUAUUACGAUUCUCGCCCUCGGAGCCCUCAGAAAAUUCUUGGCUUAUGGUUUUGUCUGUUCUGACUCGCCUAGAUUCGCACUUGCUAUGCAAUCUCUUUCUGCAGCUGUGACACAUUGUCAAUUUGAUAUCAGUGAUUCAUCUCAGGGCGAGGUGGUUCUUCUGAUGAUUCUUAAUCUUAUGGAAGACAUGAUGUCCGGUCCUGGUGGUCAUAUUUUAAGCGAUGAAAGUGUCUGCGACAUGAUGGGUCGCGGUUUAGCGAUUUGCUCUCAACCCAGGUUCUCAGCAGUGCUACGCAGAACAGCCGAGGCUGCUAUGGUUCGCAUGUGUCAAAUUAUAUUUGAAGAUGUCAAGCAUCUUGAGCUGGAACCUGGCCAGGAGAAUGACGGACUUGAGCAGCGUGUCCAGGAGGACUUGGCCAACUUGAGACUUGAAGAACCUGGUCAAUCCGAGAAUGAAGGAAGCGCCCCAAACUCCAAGGAUUCGAACUCGCCUCGAAGAGAUGCACUGACUGGUGAUGAUGAUGAACAUGGAGACGCGGCGCCUGCAUCUCAGAGUGUCAAAGAUACCUCAAGCGAACGAACUGAAGAAACGGAGUCUGUAGAUCUCAAACCUUAUUCCUUCCCCUCUGUUCGAGAACUUUUUCGAGUUCUUGUUAACUUCCUUGAUCCGAAUGAUCGACAACACACAGACACAAUGAGAGUGAUGGCAAUGCGAAUUCUGCAUGUAGCUUUGGAAGUUUCAGGGCCGUUCAUUGCCCGACACCCGGCACUGGCGACGAUUGCAGAGGAUCGACUGUGCUGCUAUCUCUUUCAACUCGUCAGAUCUGACAACAUGGCUGUACUACAGGAGUCAUUGAUUGUCACGGGUACAUUGCUGGCUACAUGCAGAGGGGUGCUGAAGUUACAACAAGAACUGUAUUUAUCCUACUUAGUUGCAUGCUUGCACCCUACAGUCCAGAUUCCGCGAGAGCCAGGCAUUGAUCCUUCACUGUACAUUGGGAUACCGGAGACACCAAAGCUUGUCAAACCUCCGCCCUCACAGGCUAGUAGUGGCCGCGCUACUCCAGUUUCCGUGAAGGAUAGGCAGAAGCUUGGUUUAGAAGGAGGUGCUCGCAAGCCUGAUGCAAGGCAAGCGAUGGUCGAGACCAUAGGUGUUCUGUCCCGAAUGCCAACGUUUGUUGCCGAGCUGUUCGUGAACUACGACUGCGAUGUGGAUAGAGCGGAUCUGUGCGAAGAUAUUAUCGGUUUACUCUCGCGAAAUGCGCUGCCUGAUUCAGCAACAUGGAGCACAACUAGUGUCCCGCCGCUAUGCCUCGACGCCCUGCUUCGUUAUAUCCAAUUUUUGGCCGAAAGACUGGAAGAUGAUCCGAUUAAUGCAGGGUUUCCACAACCAUCGCAUCUUCGGGAGCAGAGACGAAAGAAAAGAAUCAUUGUCAAAGGGACUAGCAAGUUCAAUGAGAAACCGAAGCUGGGGCUUGGCUACUUGGAGGCUCAGGGAAUCAUAUCCGAUGCCAAUAAUCCUACGGAGGUGGCGAAAUUCCUCAAGGGAACUUCACGGGUUUCUAAAUCAGUCUUAGGUGACUAUCUUUCGAAGAAGGGAAAUGAAGCAAUUCUGAAAGCGUUCCUAGAUCUCUUCGACUUUUCUGGCAAGCGGGUAGAUGAGGCACUGAGAGUUCUUCUAGAAACAUUCAGGCUGCCUGGUGAAGCACCGCUUAUCGCGUCAAUAGUUGAAUGCUUUUCGGAGAAGUAUUGCGCGGACGACACGCCUAAUGAUGUAGCCAACAAAGACGCUGUGUUCAUAUUGAGUUACGCGAUAAUCAUCUUGAAUACCGACCAGCACAACCCAAAUCUCAAAUCCGCCAAAAGAAUGACCUUUGAGGACUUUUCAAGAAAUCUUCGUGGUACAAAUGAUGGAAAAGACUUCGCCGUAGAGUUUCUUCAAGCAAUUUUUAACUCGAUCAAGUCUGAUGAAAUCAUCCUGCCUGACGAGCAUGAUAACAAGCAUGCGUUCGACUACGCAUGGAGGGAACUCUUACUGAAAACCGAAACGGUGGGAGAUCUGGUUAUCUGCAAUACGAACAUAUACGAUGCUGAUAUGUUUGCUGCUACAUGGAAGCCAAUUGUUUCAACCCUUUCGUAUGUUUUCAUGUCUGCGACUGACGAUGCGGUUUUCGCUAGAAUCGUCACUGGCUUCGAUGAAUGUGCCCGUAUCGCAGCCAAGUACAAAAACUCUGAUGCCCUGGACCAGAUAAUAUACUGUCUCAGCCACAUGAGUACACUUGCCACAGCCAAUACUUUCAACACGUCCUUGAACACAGAGAUUCAAGUUGGAGAUGGGAGUGUGAUGGUCAGUGAGCUAGCCGUCAAGCUUGGCCGGGACUUCCGUGCACAGCUAGCCACACUCGUUUUGUUUCGUGUGAUUACUGGGAACGAGGCGCUGAUUCAGCAAGGAUGGAAGCAAGUUGUACAAAUUUGGGUGAACCUUUUUGUCAACUCACUAAUACCAUCAUUCGCCGCCGCGAGUAAAUUCUCGUUAACGAUACAGGGAAUUCCUCUGCAAAUGCCAUCCCAGAUCAUAGACCGGGCCACGCGAACUGCUGAAACGGGGUUCUUCAGCGCUUUCACUUCUUACAUAUCCAGCUAUGCGGCUGACGACCCCCCGGAGCCGUCAGAAGAGGAACUAGAGAGUACAUUGUGCACUGUCGAUUGCAUUAAGUCGUGCAAUAUGGAGCAAAUUUUUCAAAAUAUAUUCAAUCUCUCUGCUCCUAUAGCCGCAGAACUGGUGCAGAUGCUUCUUGAACAGAUUCCUGAGGACGAUCAAGCGGCAGUCAUUACAGUCAAGCAAGAUUCCACCGGGCCCGUGUCAGCAAAUACUCAGGUUCAGGCUGCCGUGCAGCCAAAAUAUGAUCCUAGCGUCGCUUACAUCUUGGAAUUUUGUACAAUAUUAGCCGUUCGGACCGAUGAAUGCAUCAAGCUCAUGGGCAAGACGGUGUUCGAUGUCGUGCUGGGAUUGCUACGGGAUCCCGCGCAGUGGCAUCCUAUUACCUUGUCCCGGGCAAUAUUCCACGCCCUAUCCAUUCUCAAGAGCAGUUAUGACCAUGACUUUGUCAAGGUACACUCCUUGCUCCAUACGAUUGCCAAUUUGCCACAGCAAGUCAUAGCAAAGUCUUCCGAUACUACUCUGAGUGGGCUUGCCGCUUGCACAGAAGAGCCUGGUCCACUUCGGAGCGAAAUUAUGAAGUCUCCUGAUUUUUGGGCUAUUCUUCGCAUUUUAGCAGGAAAUCCGGACUGUGCUACGUCUGUACUUGCAAUCUUGGAGAACGGUGCGACUGGGAAUCCACCGGCUAUUGUUGCAGACAACUAUGAAGCUGCUAUCGCUCUUUUAAACUUCUUUGCAUCUGCUGCAGCUCCCACUGAGCCGUCUGAGUUGAAUUCAGUACCAAGUCAGCGCAGAUUACAGAAGCCUUUCAAACCAGACAUCCGGCAACUCGCAUUCUCUGCCAUGCAACGCUCGCUUCUGUCCCCAGAGGUAACGCUUACGGACGCAAAGGAAUGGACGGCCAUUUUCGGUAGGGUAUUGUUCCCUUUGAUACAAAUACUUCUCAAGCCAGAAGUCUUUUCCUCAGACAGAGAUGGCAUGAGCGAGAUGCGAGUGCAGUGCGCAUCGCUUCUUUGCAAAGUUUUUUUGCAAUACUUAGUACUGCUUUCUGGAUGGGAUGGGAUGCUUGACCUGUGGGUUAAAAUUAUUGACAUAAUGGAUCGUCUUAUGAACAGUGGUCAAGGUGACAGCUUGGAGGAAGCAGUGAGAGAGAAUUUGAAGAAUGUCGUAUUGUUCAUGGCGAGCAGUGGGUAUCUUGUCCCUCCAUCACAAGAUGCAUCCAAACAGACGCUGUGGGACGAGACGUGGAAGCGGGUGGAUCGCUUCCUACCAGAGUUGCGAAGCGACCUUGCCUCAGAGGACCUUGGAACCAGGUCCAGUACAGAUAAGGUCCAAAGCGAGGGUGGAGAUGGAGAGAAUGAACAGGAGGAAACCACAGAGCAAGCUGAUGAAUUUGCUGAUGGUGUGGGCGACGGAGAAAGUGACCAAAGAAAAUGA